AAAAAUCCCAUAACAUUUCCCGCCGCAGCCCUACCCUCGGGGCGGGGCGUCUCGAUCCCUCUCGCCAGUCUGUCGCGGCCCGCCGCGGAGGCAGCACGCGAUGCCUUAGCGUAUUAUGUUCCUCCCCGACCUACCGCGAGCCUGUAUGGUUGACGACGUAGCUACCUACCUCCAGGCGCCCUCCUCGGGACAGGACGAGUUCCAUCCGUUCAUAGAGGCCCUGAUGCCCUUCGUAAAGUCCUUUUCGUACACAUGGUUCAAUCUGCAAGCGGCGAAGCGGAAAUAUUAUAAGAAACACGAAAAACGGAUGAGUCUUGAAGAGGAGCGGCAUACAAAGUAUGAAUUACAGAACGAAAAGGCAGAAGUAAAACAAAAAUGGGCGUCGCGGCUGUUAGGAAAGUUGAGAAAGGACAUCACACAGGAUUGUCGGGAGGAUUUCGUCCUGAGCAUCACGGGGAAAAGGCCGGCUGUGUGUGUGCUCUCCAACCCAGAUCAGAAGGGCAAGAUGAGGAGGAUAGACUGCUUGAGGCAGGCUGAUAAGGUGUGGCGCCUAGACCUAGUAAUGGUAAUACUAUUCAAAGCGAUACCCCUCGAGAGCACAGACGGAGAACGCUUAGAGAAACAUCCUGAAUGCGCGCAGCCCGGCCUCUGCGUCAAUCCAUACCACAUCAACGUGUCCGUGAGGGAGCUAGAUCUGUACCUGGCCAACUUCAUCAACAGCUAUGAUAUCCUAAGUGGCUCUCUCUCACCCAAUCCGAGGGAGAAAGAGAACGAACACGAGGCCAAGAGCAAAGGCUAUAGCCACAAUCCGUACAACGGAGUAAUUUGCAACGAUAUUAUUCUAGCGACCGGCGUCUUCUCGUCGAAGGAACUCUGGAAGCUGUCCAAAGCCUCAAUCCUCCAAGAAACGGGCUCAGAGUCCCCAAGCGGCUCAGGCGGUAUAAAGCUCGAGUCCGGGUACUACUGCGGGUAUAAUAGUCCCGCACCGCCUGCAUUCGAGCCUCCGGCAGAGCGCGCCACGCCGUCUAUGCUCGUAGGACAAUGUUUCAGUAUCCCUCCCAGUUCAGCGGGUCUCAGCCAAGCCCCCCUGGUGUCAUCCAACACCAUAUUCUACCAGCACCCACCGCCGCCCACCGACACACAUCCAACUGCCUCAGACGCGUUAAGCAGCCACCACUCCAGCGCCAAAUACGACGGGACGACGCAGGACUCACUCGGGGACUUCGUGACCUUCGUCUGCCAGGAGCCCACGGAUGUCCACCAACUACAGGUUCACGGCCUCUCCCGAAGUCCGAAGCCAGCAUACUUCAGCAGCUCAAUGCUGCCGCCGGCGCCACUGCCGCCCAUGGCGCGGCCCGUGGCCAUCAUACGGUCCACAGGUAAUUGUUCGGCCCGCGAGGACUACAUGGCGCUAUCCUCCCUCCCAGCGAGCGAGCUAAGCUCCCCGCCGUCCCCAGAGCGCUCGCCGCCAACCUCCCCCCGCCGCCGCUCGCCGCACUACCGCACCGACUGCCCGCCGAUAUCGCACUACAACCACUUCUCACAGCCCCAGCAGGUGUUUAGCUACGGGCCGCUAAGCGGCGUGGGCCUGGGGGGCGGCGGCGCGGCGUGCGCGGGCGGCGGCGGCGCGUCCCCGCCUGGCGGGCUCGGGCUGUACGCGCCGCGCGCGCCGCACAGGGCUGCCGUCAGAUGGAACGCGCCAUUCCCUACUCUGGAGGAGGAAUUCAACAUUAUGACUGCACCCGCUGGGCCCGAUCAUGUCGUUCUAUUGGACGAUGAACGCUUCUUCCAAUCCAACGUGAUAACCUCCGAAGCGACGGCGAUGGACACGGCGGCCGUCGCCGUCGACUCCGAGGACAUCGCGCCGGACAAAGCGCCGGACCUGCGCUCGCCGUGAUCCGGAGCGUCGGCGUCGUGCGAGCGCGCCGCCGCCGACGCCGCCGCCGCCGCCGCCGACGCCGAGCUGGACGCGCACACCGUGCUGCGCUGGACGCCCGCGCCGCCGCCGCAUUGGCGACCUGUACUGCAUAGAGCCAAUUAAUAUACAAACGUGAAAAACCUACACGAGUACACAGUUCUGACACUAAAAUCUCGCGUUUUGUACAAAUAUUUAGUGAUUAGAAUGGGAUAUGGCGAUAUAAUUUCAUUAUUUUUACCUUAUCAGAGGUUUCAGCUGGUGUAAGCCACGGAUCACGGAUGACUGACGUCCCAUCAAAAUGUCAACGGAGAUUGAACUACCCAAAAAUAGUUUAUAGAACAUUUUUAUAAACAAUUUUCGGGUAGUUUAAUGUUCGCGUUAGAGCCGUUCAUAACACUUAAUAUAUACACAGUUCUUGUAAAAAAAAAAAUGUCUGAACUACCAAUGAAAAAAAAAAUCUGAUUUCAAGUUAACAUUGCAGUCUAUAUUGUAACUACCCUUAAACUUCAUCGCGAAAAAGUGUUUUUCAAGUCUCCAAUGCUUCGCUGUAAGCACCGUGGUCAUAGAAGUUUUUUUGGGGUAAAUACAAAACCCCAUUUUUAAUGGUUGUUAGAAUAAAGACACAAAACUAAUUCAUCUUCAGGCCUUUUCAACAGUAGAGAAGGCGCAGUCACAAUGUUUUCAAAGAAAUGUAAUAAGGGAAAUUAAAUGAUCGACCAAUGAAAAAAAUGCGCGACAUGG
This is a messenger RNA of Cydia strobilella, 2659 nucleotides long. It is a transcript of the gene NfI, whose product is annotated as nuclear factor 1 B-type. Bases 116 to 1897 code for a protein of 593 amino acids. Gene Ontology annotation, cellular component: nucleus. Gene Ontology annotation, molecular function: RNA polymerase II cis-regulatory region sequence-specific DNA binding; DNA-binding transcription factor activity, RNA polymerase II-specific. Gene Ontology annotation, biological process: regulation of transcription by RNA polymerase II. Lineage: Eukaryota; Metazoa; Arthropoda; Insecta; Lepidoptera; Tortricidae. The record is from RefSeq and is a predicted model, not a curated record. The transcript is spliced from 14 exons.